This is a messenger RNA of Capsaspora owczarzaki ATCC 30864, 1889 nucleotides long. RefSeq names its product tRNA modification GTPase TrmE. Lineage: Eukaryota; Filasterea; Ministeriida; Capsasporidae. Gene Ontology annotation, cellular component: cytoplasm. The record is from RefSeq and is a predicted model, not a curated record. Gene Ontology annotation, biological process: tRNA methylation; tRNA wobble uridine modification. Gene Ontology annotation, molecular function: protein binding; GTPase activity; GTP binding. The transcript has 11 exons. The coding region runs from base 117 to 1778 and encodes 553 amino acids.
UUCUCAGAUCAGUCCAUUUUUGUUUCAUUUUGGUCUUUCUUUGUUUUGGGUUUACUUUGAACACACAAACCCCCAACAAAGCAACGACGUUGUUCUGACUUUCAUUGCGGAUUUUCAUGUCGCUGCAGUUGCUGCUGCUGCUGCUGAUGCGUGGCGCGACGCACUCGAGCGUGGCAAUCUCGCGUGGCUGUGGCAGAAUGGUUUCACUGCGCGGUCGGGCGAUCUGCGCUCCGGUGCACCAGCGCCACCAGCAGACUCGAGCAGUGUGCUCGUGGAUGCCCAGUCCGCUCGCUCCCGUGAGCACGACUGCUGCUGCUGCGAGUGUCGGCGGUGGUGCUCAAUCUCAGACAUUGCCGCUGCAGCCUCACUUGACAAGCAGCAGUAGCAGCAGCUCUCCGUCGCCCGCGCCUGCACAGCAACGUGACUCCAUCUAUGCCCUUGCAACAGCGCCAGGCCGAGCAGGAGUUGCUGUGGUUCGCCUCAGUGGUCGCGCCGCUGGCAUCGCGAUUGAGCGAAUGACCGGCUCAGCCCAAAAGUCUAAGACUCCGCGCCAAGCUCAUCUAUGCCGACUGGUGCAUCCAACAACAAAGGAGCACAUAGACGAUGCCAUUGUUUUGUGGUUCCCUGGCCCUCGCAGCUUUACCGGCGAAGAUGUGGCCGAGUUUCACAUUCACGGCGGACGCUCCAUCAUCGAGGCACUGUUCGAGGCGCUCAGCGAACUACCCGAUACGCGAAUGGCUGAUGCUGGCGAGUUUACCAAGCGAGCUUUCUUCAACGGCAAAAUCGAUUUGACCGAAGUGGAAGGACUGGCUGACUUGAUCAACGCUGAAACUCGUGCUCAACGCCAGCAAGCUUUGCGUCAGCUAAAUGGUGCCAUGAGUCGUACCUUUGAGGAGUGGCGAAGAACGAUUCUCAAAUCCAUGGCUCAUGUGGAAGGAAACAUUGAUUUUGCUGAAACCGAGGACAUUGAAGAGAACGUCAUGCAAUCGGCAAUUUCUGCUGUGCAAACGCUUCGGCACGAGAUUGCAGCCUCCCUCAACGACAGCCGGCGGGGUGAGCGCCUGCGCUCGGGUGUCUCAGUGGCAAUUGUUGGUGCCCCUAAUGUUGGGAAGAGCAGCUUGCUCAAUAUCAUGUCCCAGCGACCUACUGCGAUUGUGUCGGCCACAGCAGGCACGACGCGUGAUAUUUUGGAAGUGCCACUAGACAUUGGUGGAUACCCCUUGUUGCUGUGCGAUACUGCAGGAAUGCGCGACUCCGAUGAAGAAAUUGAACAAGAAGGCAUCAAACGAGCUCGUGCCAGAGCGCACGCAUGCGACUUACGCUUGUGCGUGUUUGACGCGUCAAAGUUGGAUUCUGUUGAUCCUUCGAUUUUGCAGCUCGUCCAACCAGGCAUGUCACUUCCGAUCAUUAACAAGAUUGACACAGUUGAGGCAUCUCAGCUAGUUAUCCCUCCAGAAAUCUUAGCUGCCAAGCCCGUCUUUCUCUCUUGCAAAUCUGGUGAGGGCGUUUCAGUACUGCUGGAACGGCUUACAUUGGAGCUGAAACAAAGGUGCGAGUCAGAGACGGGUGAAACGGCUCUCAUUACACAAUGGAGACACCGAACACAAUUGCAGACCUGCGUGGCACAUCUUGAUCAUUUCCUCGAGGACUUGUCGGAUGUUGCCAUCGCCGCGGAACAUUUACGUCAAGCGGUGCGAGCCCUCGGGCAGAUCACUGGUCGAGUCGAUAUUGAAGAGAUAUUGGACGUCAUUUUCAGAGAUUUCUGUAUCGGCAAGUGACGCGCUUGCUACCGACUUUCGUUGCUUGGCUCUAAAGGAGAAAUGAAUUUGCACCGUUGUUGUAUUUAAUCAAUUACGAGAGCGCUUGCAGGCAAUGCUUUUCCAGAACGA